AUGGCCAGUUCUCAGGAAUUGCUGACAUUCAGGUAUGUGGCCAUAGAAUUCUCUUAGGAGGAGUGGGGACACCUGACCCACACUCAGCGGCAACUGUAUAGGGAUGUGAUGUUGGAGAACUACGUACACCUCUGCUUCUUGGGUCUCACUGUGUCAAAGCCAGACCUGAUCACUUUUUUGGAGCAAGAGAAGCAGUUCUGGGAUAUGAAGAGAAAGGAGACCAUAGGCUUCCAUCCAGGUCUCCUUCUGUCAAAGCCAGACCUGAUCAUGUUUUUGGAGCAAGAGAAGCACCUCUGGGAUGUGAAGAGAAAGGAGACCAGAGGCUUCCAUUCAGGUCUCCUUCUGUCAAAGCCAGACCUGAUCAUGUUUUUGGAGCAAGAGAAGCAGCUCUGGGAUGUGAAGAGAAAGGAGACUGGAGGCUUCCAUCCAGCUGUAUCGUCACAUGACACCCAGAGUUUCCUGCUAAAGCGGAGUAUAGAAGGUUCUUUCCAGAAGGUAUCAAUGCACAGAUACAAACAUAGUGUUGUUGAGAUUUUACACUUACGCACAGACUGGGACAAUGAUGGGGAGAGAGAAGGGCAUCAAAGAAAUUCUGGGCGACACACCCAAACCAAGGCAAUUGCCCUUAAUGAGAAUCUCACUGCCCCAAAUGGUGAAGGAUAUAAACCACUGUGGAAAACCUUCCUUUUUAAGUCAACUGUUUCUGCAGAGCAGUGUGUUUCUGUCAGCACAAGCUCCAAUCAGAUAUUCAAACAUAGCUAUUUGUGGACAGACCAUUUGGCACAUCUGGAAAGUAACCUAGUCCAUGCUGAGAAUAAUGAUUUGAGCCAUUUGGAAGAUUGGACUGGCCUGACCUUAAAUCAGAGAUUUAGAAAUGAAGAACAAAGUGCUCAGUGGGAUCCAAUCGAGAGGGGCUUCACCGAGGAGUCGAUCCUCCAGAAUGACCAAAGGCUUUUCGCUGGAGACAGAUUUGCUCAAUGCACUGAAUCUCAGAAAACAUUGAACCAGGGCUCCAGUGUUCACCGAUGUGUCAGGGCUAGGUUUGCAGAGAACCAUUACGAAUGUGAUAAAUGUGGGCAAGGCUUUUAUCCAAGCUCUAACCUCAGUAUACUCCCUUCAGGAGACUGUCUUCAUAAAGGUAAUGAAUGUGGGAAAGCUUGUAACCAGUCCUCCAGUGUUGGUGAUCAUCAGAGAAUUCAUGAGGGAAAAAGCCCAUUCACAUCUAGUAAACCAGGGACCAUGUUUACUCAGUCACCAAGCCUAAACAUCAAUGAGAUAAUCCCUCAGGGAGAGGAAGCUUACAUCUUUAAGGAAUGUGGUAAAUCCUUUGACUGCCCCUCAACACUAUCUCAACAUCAGCGAAUGCAUACUGGAGAAAAAGUAUACAAAUGUGAAGAAGGUGGUCAAACCUUAAAGGACUGUUCAUCAAUAAAUGGUCACUUGCAGAUCUAUUCUGGAGAGAAACCUUACAAAUGUCAAGAAUGUGGCAAGGCUUUUAACGAUCACUCAAGUCUUAAUAGAGAUAAACGAAUUCAUAUUGCAGGGAAAAAUUACAACUGUAAUGAAUGUGCCAAAGCCUUUAAAUCAUUCUCAGAACUUACUCAACAUUGCAAAAUACAUUGUGGAAAAAAACCUUACCAGUGUCAAGAAUGUGGCAAGGCCUUUAAACAUCCUUCACACCUUACUCAACAUCACAGAAUUCAUACUGGAGAGAAACCUUACCAAUGUCAAGAAUGUGGGAAGGCCUUUAAUAUGCACUCUCACCUCACUCGACAUUGCAAAAUUCAUAGUAUAGAGAAACCCUAUAAAUACCAAGAAUGUGGCAAGUCCUUUAAUUUGAGCUCAGGGCUUACUGAACAUCAGGGAAUUCAUAAUGCCAAGAAAACUUAUGAAUGUCAAGAAUGUGGCAAGGCCUUUUAUGACAGGUCAACCCUUCCUCAACAUCACAGAAUUCAUACUGGAGAGAAACCAUACCAAUGUCAAGAAUGUGGCAAGGCCUUUAACCACAGCUCAAUCCUUACUCGACAUCACAGAAUUCAUAGUGGAGAUAAACCUUACCAAUGUCACGAAUGUGGCAAGAGCUUUAACCGGAGCUCAGCCCUUAUUCAACAUCACAGAAUUCAUAGUGGAGAGAUACCUUACAAAUGUCACGAAUGUGGCAAGGCCUUUAUCUGGAGGUCAAGUCUUACUGAGCAUUACAGAAUUCAUAGUGGAGAAAAACCUUACCAAUGUCAAGAAUGUGGCAAGGCCUUUAACUGCCUUUCACACCUUACUCGACAUCAUAGAAUUCAUACUGGAGAGAAACCUUACCAAUGUCAGGAAUGUGGCAAGGCCUUUAAUGUGCAUUCACACCUCAGUCAACAUAGCAGAACCCAUAACAGAAUGAAACACUAUAAAUACCAAGAAUGUGGCAAGGCCAUUAACUGGUGCUCAAGUCUUACUCAAAAUCAGGGAAUUCAUAAUGGAAAGAAAUCUUACCAAUGUCAAGAAUGUGGCAAGGCCUUUAACCACAGCUCAGACCUUACUCGACAUCACAGAAUUCAUACUGGAGAGAAACCUUACCAAUGUCAAGAAUGUGGCAAGGUCUUUAGCCACAGCUCAAGCCUUACUCAACAUUACAGAAUUCAUACUGGAGAGAAACCUUACCAAUGUCAAGAAUGUGGCAAGGCCUUUAUCCACAGCUCAACCCUUAUACGACAUCACAGAAUUCAUACUGGAGAGAAACCUUACCAGUGUCAGGAAUGUGGCAAGAGCUUUAACCGGAGCUCAGGCCUUAUUCGACAUCACAGAACUCAUACUGGAGAGAAACUAACAAGCCAUGAAUGUGGCAAGGCCUUUAAGGACAGCUUAGCCCUGACUUGCAUCACAGGACCCAUCCCGGAGAGAAACCUUACCAACGUCAAGAAUGGCAUUAGGCCUUUACAGGCAUUCCAUCCUCAUUAAACAUCAUAAUAUCCAUACUAGAUAGAAAGCUUACCAGUGUACAGAAUGUAAUAAGAGGGGCACCUGUGUAACUCAGUCAGUUAGGGCGCUCACUUGGGCUCAGGUUAUGAUCCCAGGGUCCCAGGAUUGAGCUCUGUAUCGGGCUCCCUGCUCAGCAGGCAGCAUGCUUCUCCCUCUCCCCCUGCCUGACCCUCCUCACUACUUGUGCUCUCUCUCCAUCUCUCUGUCAAAUAAGUAAAUAAAAUCUUUAAGAAAGAAAGAAAAAAAGAAUGUGAGAAAAAUCGGUUAAGGAGUGCUCACCCAUUCAUGCCUAUGAGAAUUCAUAUUGGACCAUAACCUCACAAAUAUAACCAGUGUGGCAAGGCCUUUAUCCAGCAUGCACGCCUUCUAAACAGAGAAUUCAUACUGGAAAGACACCGGAUGAAUAAUGUGGCCAAACCUCUAGCAGGCACACAACCCUUACUGCACAUCACAGAAUUCACCCUGCAGAGAAAAUUAUGGAUGUAAUGAAUGUGAGAGAGUGCCUAAGGACUGCUCCCUCCUCACUGCCUAUGAGAGAUUUUAUAUAGGAGAGUAAGUGUACAAAUACUAAGAAUGUGUCUGACCUCUCAGUGGGACUCCCAACUUUCUUCACAUCGUUGUUUUCAUACAGGAGUGAAAGUGUGAAAUGUAAAGAACAUGGCCAAGCCUGUAACUGGAAUUCAGUGCUUACUCAAUGUGUCAAAAUGCAUAGUAGAUUCAAACCCUUGGAACAUCGUGAAUGUGGAAAGAUUUUCAUUUUACUAUACAUUGGAGCACACACCAGGGGAGGCAUUAAGGAAAGUCAAUAGAAAAUUAGCAGUGUUUAGAAAACUAUUUAAUUGAACAUCACGUGCCAAUAAAUGUUAAAGAAAUCAAGCCAAUGGAAUACAUUAUUCACUCUAUUUAAACAUUACUCUCUAUGAAAAUAGUGAUUAUAAGGAAAAAUCGAACUUAAACACUUAGAAAAUGUAUGUGGUACUCUCAACAGAUUUAGUGGAUUGACUUUUUCAUAUAUAUAAGGAUUUCAGUAUUUUUAAAUUUUUUACAUUAACCCUAUUUGAGAUUUGUGACUAACUAUUAAUGUAUUUCCUCUGAAAUCACUCCAGAAAAUUCUUCCUUUCCUUGUGGGUGUGUAAGACCACGUGGUUGAUUGUUGCUACAUCAAAUUAGAUGUCCUGCUCCAUUAAGUGGGACUCGUGU
Lutra lutra (Eurasian river otter) is the source of this 4164-nucleotide messenger RNA. Its product is annotated as zinc finger protein 665-like. Gene Ontology annotation, biological process: negative regulation of transcription by RNA polymerase II; regulation of immune system process; regulation of cytokine production. NCBI's taxonomy places the organism in Eukaryota, Metazoa, Chordata, Mammalia, Carnivora, Mustelidae. The record is from RefSeq and is a predicted model, not a curated record.